AUGGACAGGCCAGAGGAUACCUGGCCCACGAGCGCCUGGGGUGCGCUUGCCAACGCGUCUGUCAGUCUCCACACCAGCCUACCUACCAAUGCCUGGUGGGAGAACAUCGUGCUUGGCUUCCCAUCGCAGGAAACGAGGUCGAACAACAUCGUCGUGAUUCCCUACACUUUCGAUGUCGCCGGGGACACUGCCGGCCUGAGGGUACACUUUCCCCAGGUGGUCGCCUCUGACCUGAUCGUCCAGACAACCUUCGACUGGCGGCACGCGCUCCAGCUUGGCUGCGUGGAAAAGGUGACCGAUCACUACAUCACCCAGCCGGGACCCCUCUCUGUGACGCUUAACUGGGACGUGGCGGCCGGGGUUACGAGUGCGGGGGCUCCGGCUAUGAGCGUCCCCGCCGUGCGCGGUUCUCCGUACGCUACGAUGGAAUAUCGCGGGGUUCGGCCCGUUAUUUCUGCUCGCCAGGAAGUUACGCAGCUCGUGGUCGACGGCGAGCGGCUUUCCCUCUCCUCUGGCUGCGAGAACGGGACCUCGGUGCACGUGGAACGGGAGGUGGAGAUCAUCUUCUCCGGCGGAGCGGUUAGCAGCGACGACACCUGGCUCGUCUUCGUCUCCCACCCGGCGGAGUUUCUGUGCAGCUCUUGGUUCGCCAUGGAGCGCGGGGAGCCCCCCACCCCGGGCGCCGUCGGCGCUUGGCAGAGCAUGCCUCGAUUUAGGCUCGAGGCCGUCCGCGCGGUGUCGGAAGAAGAAGGCGGUGUGGUCCGCGCGGCCAUGGUCAACACGUGCACGUCGGGGACAAGCAACAGGUGCACGAAGCCCGGGGAGCCCGACGACAGGGAGGACUAUGCCAAGCUGCUGCGGGCGCAUGCUGAGGUUUAUCCCACGGGACAGGCCAGAGUGUCGUACUCUUCAAGCAGUCUCGACUGGAUCGAAGACGCCCUUCAGGCUUUCACAGCUGCGGACGGGCUCACCGACAUCGGAACACCCUCGCUACACGGCCAGGCGGAGGUGGCCAUAGGCAACGAGUGGAGCAUGAAGGUCGCCCUGCCACCGGUGUCUUUCGGGGUGGGACGGCCCGUCCGCGAGGAGAUGGUUGCCGACGUGAACGAGGCUCUGGACGAGGACGUGAAGUACGAGAUGCCGAAAAACUAUCUCAGGGGGGAGGGAGACAGUAAGUUCGCAGCAACAAGGCAGUGUUCGGUGUUGUUCAGUGCAGCCGAUCGAUCCGCACGGCAGCUUCAGCGAAUCGGAAGGAACAAUACCCCUCAAGAACGAACGUGA
This is a messenger RNA of Ectocarpus siliculosus, 1281 nucleotides long. NCBI's taxonomy places the organism in Eukaryota, Phaeophyceae, Ectocarpales, Ectocarpaceae. The record is from the annotation of a GenBank genome assembly.